UCAUUUUUAAAGAGGAAGAGAUAGCUAAAAGUGUAUUAGAAAAUUGGAAAUGUGAUAAUGCCUUAGAAUUAAAAUGGGAAACAGCUAACUUUAAUACACAGAUUGUUGAUAUUAAAACUAAAACCUGUUAUAGAAAUGCCAAGCCACAGACUAUCUUGUGA
This is a messenger RNA of Diversispora eburnea, 161 nucleotides long. The record is from the annotation of a GenBank genome assembly. Lineage: Eukaryota; Fungi; Glomeromycota; Glomeromycetes; Diversisporales; Diversisporaceae.